Messenger RNA from Drosophila gunungcola (fruit fly), 816 nucleotides. Its product is annotated as female-specific protein transformer. Bases 146 to 733 code for a protein of 195 amino acids. The record is from RefSeq and is a predicted model, not a curated record. Gene Ontology annotation, biological process: female sex differentiation; mRNA processing. NCBI's taxonomy places the organism in Eukaryota, Metazoa, Arthropoda, Insecta, Diptera, Drosophilidae. The transcript has 3 exons.
CAAUGUGUUAGAGGAGGACAGAAUAACAUUCUAACGCAUUGCAUUCAUUUUUCUACUAGCAGACUUCCAAUAAUUGUUGCUGUCUGGCUGGUUUAACUUUUAAAUAGUUACAUUAUUUUCUAAAGGAUAAGCAAAAGCAAUUGAAAUGUUGCAAACAGUCGAAGCUGAGCAAAUAAACACUUACUCCCGCAGGUCCAGUUCCCGAUCGCGAUCUCGGCGAGAAAGAGAAAACCAUGGAAGACCGAGGGAAAACCGUGGUCGGGCAAGGGAAUGUGAGCGGAAACGGGAGGACCACAAGGUUCCCUACUUCACGGAUGAGGUACGGGAACGGGAUCGAGUGAUGAGACUGCACCAAAGAUCCCCCAGAUCCGGCAGACGCACCCGCUCCAGAUCUAGAUCUCAGUCAUCCGAGCGGGCGAGCAGGCACAGAAGGCAACGCGCCCGCUCGAGGAGUCGGAAUCGCAGCACCGAGCGGAGGCAGCGCCAAAGAACUCCACACCGGUACAAUCCGCCGCCAAAGAUCAUCAACUACUAUGUGCAAGUGCCAGCACAGGAUUUCUACGGGAUGUAUGGGACAUAUGGCAUGGCCCCGCCGCCAAGGUUUGGAUUCCAGCGACCACCACGUCCUCCGCCCUUCCCGUCGGCCACUUACCUACCUAGAUUCCGCCAUCGCCCUCCAUUCCUGGGAGCGCACCGCUUCGGGUAUAGAAACGCGUGGCAACCACCAAAUUAGACAUACGCCAUUCGACAUAAUUACAAAUUUAUUUACAUUCGUGUGUUUUGUACAUUAAAAUAAUAAAUAUAUAUAUUUGAAAC